Messenger RNA from Harmonia axyridis, 5152 nucleotides. Its product is annotated as protein artichoke-like. Bases 427 to 5007 code for a protein of 1526 amino acids. The transcript has 4 exons. Gene Ontology annotation, molecular function: protein binding. Lineage: Eukaryota; Metazoa; Arthropoda; Insecta; Coleoptera; Coccinellidae. The record is from RefSeq and is a predicted model, not a curated record.
AUGAAUUGAUCAAAAGAUUGAUUGGAGAUUCCAUAGACAUCAACAAUGGGUACACCAUGAAAAUUAAGUUAAUAAGGGAGUUUUGAAAUCGGUAGCAAAAAUUCGAGGUAGAAUUACAAAGACACUGACGUUAAGUAGGGAGCUUUUGAGCGCUCGUCAUUCAUAUGCAGCAUGUGGUCUCCAAGGGUACAAAAACUCCUAAGUUCACGUCAAUUUUUUUCGAUAUAUUGUUAGAAUUUCCCAUGGUUCUGACGUUGCUAUUUACACUGAAUUUUGCACGAAGCAUUUAACUUUAUUGAAUACAUAUCCAGGAAUUGACUACAGUUUUUUUAACUGAUUAAUAUGAAAAUUUCUAGAAACUACGGUGGAAAUUCCUCAACAUGUUCUCGAUUAUGGAUGGAGCACUCUGGGAAAUGAAGAGUUAAAAUGUCAAUGAUAAAAUUCUACGUAUAUAUGGUAUUCUUGAUUGCAACAUUCAAUAGCACUUUCGCAAGUGGAUCAAAAUGUCCGAAACCAGAACUUAUAGCACCAUGCCGAUGUUUGAUGAAAAGAGAAGAACGGCAAGUUUGGUGCUCUCACAGCGAUUUACCAAAAGUACUAUCUGGUCUCCGAUCACUUAGCAAACAUCUUUCUUCACCAAUAGACGAACUGAUCUUGGAAAACAAUUAUCUACCUUCUCUACCAGCACGAACAUUCUCCAACCUGAAAAUUCUUCGAAUAAUGCUGCGACAAAAUGGGUUAGAACGUGUGGCCCAAGAUUGGCUUCAUGGUCUCGAAGACGUCCUCAUGGAACUAUUCAUCGUUGAACCCAAACUUCGGUAUCUUCCAGAAGAUUCCCUGAGUCGAAUGAACGCUCUAGAAGCCAUCACAAUACAAACCAAGGACUUGAAGAGACUACCACAGAUUUCAUCGUUAGCAAAACUAAGGUACCUCCAGGUGGAAUCGUUAGCUCUGGUUGAACUAUCUCCUAGAAACUUCAAGAACUUACCAGCCUUAGAGAAGUUCCAUUUGGGUAGAAGUAAAAAUUUGAAAAGACUUGAAGCAGGACUUUUCGAAAACCUUCCAGUUCUAAAAUCCAUCAACAUGUCCAAUUGUGGUAUUUUUUGGAUCCACCCUAGAACGUUCUCGAACCUUCCAGAGUUGAAAGAAUUGUCUUUUAUGCACAACAGUAUACGUGAUGCUGGUAUGGUUGGUAGGGCAUGUAAAGAUCUUGAUUCCCUUAAGGAAUUAGAUCUAGAUUAUAACAGGAUAGAAGAUCUACCCAAGGGGUCUUUCGUGGAUUUACCAACACUUCGACAUCUGCGUAUAUCCUUCAACAAUAUAUUGGAAAUCAAGCAAGGCGCUUUCCAUAGAGUACCAAGGCUGAAAGAUCUCUACUUGAACAACAACAGAAUCAGAAAAAUCCACCCUGAAAGUUUCAUACACUCCUCUGAUAGUGGUUUGGAAGAGUUGUGGUUAGUCAACAACCAUAUAUCACAAAUCUCUGAACUCAGAUCUCUGCUAGAAGCUCUUCCUAGAUUGGUGUACUUGGAUAUGAGUUCCAAUGAGUUAGAAGUCAUACCAUUUGGUUCCCUACAUGGUCAUCCUACCUUGGAAGUGAUCAAGUUGAACAGCAACAAAAUACGAAGAAUUGAUAAAGAAUCCUUUAUGGCUAUGCCAGCUUUAAGGGAAUUGAGCCUGAGAAAUAACUCUUUGUCUAACUACGAUCAAGGACCCUUAUGGAAUCUACCAUUCUUAAAAGGUCUAGACUUAUCACAAAAUAACUUCAGGAAAUUGGAUCCCCUCUUCCUGGCUAACCUACCAUCUCUACGAAGACUAGAUGUUAGUGACAAUGAGUUGGUCAUUAUUGAUCCAGUUGCAUUAUCUCUGACUCCUUUGAUAGAGUACGUGAAUAUUUCUGAUAACAAUUUGAGGUUCAUCCAUCCUGCAACUUUUAAACGUUUGGAGAAAUUGUACGAAUUAGAUGUAAGCAAAAAUUACAUAGAAGACUUCCCAGUCGAGCUUCCAGAAGGUCUAGAAUACCUUCAUUUGAAUUUCAACAAACUCAGGACUCUUCCCUCCCUAACCGGAAGUACCAAGUUGUAUUCAUUGAAACACCUGGACCUGUCCUACAAUCUUAUAGGAAAAAUGACCACUUUGAACAUGAAGAAGUUACCUUCGUUGAAAAAGCUCUACCUGUCCAACAAUUUCGUUCAACGUUUGGAAGAUGGUGUUUUGGAGGGUCUACCAAAACUGGAAAUAUUCGAUUUGAGUGCUAAUAAAAUCGUCUACAUCCAUCCAGCAUCUUUGAGGAACUUGCACAGUUUGGUAGAACUCAAUUUGAGAAAUAAUUACAUAGAAAGUAUUUUUGUUGGAACGUUGCAAGGUGCGUCAAAAUUAGUUAAACUUGACGUUAGUGGGAAUAAGUUGGUUGAAUUCUUGCAAGGAAAUAUGAAGUUCAAUCUGGAUAUAAAGCAUUUGAACAUUUCCCGGAAUUUUCUCAUAGAAAUGCCUAGGAACAUAUUCAAAAUGAAACAAAUGAUGGUGCUAGAUAUGAGUCGUAACAGGAUAAAGAAUCUUCCAGUUGAAGCAUUCUCAAAGCUGGAACAUCUCACCGACUUGAGACUAUCUAACAACUUCAUAAGAGAACUUCGACUUAGUACCUUUUCCAGACUCAAAAAUUUGAGAAUUCUGUAUUUGGAUCACAACGACAUCGAUGAGGUCGAAACCAACACCUUCCAGUCUUUACCAAGCUUAGAGAUGAUAAAAUUGGACAAUAACAAAUUAUCGAAAAUACCAAGUUACACUUUAAACAAUCUUACCAUGCUUCAAGUUGCUGAGUUUCAAAGUAAUAACUUAGAAAUUUUAGCCAGUGAUGCCUUCAACUUAGUUCCUAAUCUUUUGUUCCUAAAUAUAAGUAGAAAUAAUUUGAGAAGUAUUGAAGACAGUGGAUUGAGAAAUGUACCAUCUUUGGAAGUGUUAGAUUUGAGUAGUAAUCUCAUCAGAAGGAUAGAACCUGGAAGUUUCAGACUUAUGGAGUGGUUGGUAGAAAUAAAAUUGGAUCAUAAUGAAAUCUGUGGAGUUUUUGGAACUCCUUUCAGUGAUAUGCCAAGGCUGAGGGUUAUUUCUUUGAGAGGGAAUAAGUUGAGAAAGGUUCCUGAAACUAUUUUGGAUAGAAUAAGGACGAAUAUUGCAGUUUUCGAUGUUGAUGAGAAUCCUCUGCUUUGUGACUGCAAUGCUCUUUGGUUACAAGUUUGGGCCGAAGAGUCUAUGUCAAUUGGUCCUCAUUGUGGUAAUGGCAAGAUGGUUCGAGAAUUGAAAAUACCACCAUCUUACUGUAAACAGAAACCAAUGAAAGAUUCACCUACCGAUUGUGAUGACAAUCCAAAUGGAUUUUCACAAGUUUUUUCUAAAUAUUCUGAGCUUCGAAAUGGCUCCAGCGAAGAUAAGACGAAUAUUCUGGCUCCUCUGCCACAGGAAUCAGACUAUUUCUACGAUCAAUAUGUAGACUAUCCCUUUAAUGAAUCUUUGUCUUUAAAUGCUAAUGAUGAGGAAGGCAUUUUAGAUAGAUUUCUUAAAGUGAAUCAUAGUUCCCUCAUGGAACCUCCACUAUCUUCACAUGUUAUUUCUGGUGACACUCCUACACUGUAUGCUGCUCCAUCUAAUAACAAAAUCAAGCCCGAUAUACCAAAAGAAGUACCCCAUUCUCCAAGUAGCAGUGGUUUCACUUUCUUCGGAGUACCUCUCUCUGGAUUGAACUUAAGCCAAUUUUUGGGUGGCAACAAAAAGAACCUAGCUAAAUCUGCUUCCAACGCAAAAUCAGUGAUGCCAAUAGCUGACAGAAAGAUGGCAAUCAUGAACAUUCCUGUAGUCAGGGGUACCACCGCACGAAAUAUUUAUAGAGAACCUCCAAGUACCCCAUUCAUAGAAACAGGAGGAUUCAGACCUAUACUACCUGGAGAGGGUGGCUUUUUACCUAUGGUAGAAACCACUAUUAGUGUUGAAACUUCAACUGAACUACCAAGGUCGACUCUGAAACCGAUAUUUACCUUCUACGAAGCUGAUUUGAACCAGAAAACUCCUGAGGAUUCUUCGACUUCUGCUUCCUCACCUAUCCUGCAGUACUCUGAAGAUGCAACAGUAAAAUCGGUUUAUUCUUCUACUGAGCGUUUCUACCUAGAGAGUACAACUCAUUCUUCAACUGAAGUACUUCAAGAAUCUGUAACAGUGAUACCGACAUCGACAGAUGCUAUGGAAACAAGUACAGAGAUACAUGUUGAAGAAAUAGAUGAGGUCAUUUUGAAGAAUCAGUCCUUGGAUACGAAAUAUGUAGAGGUUUCUUCUACUGCAAGUACUGAAUUUAGUUCAACUAACGUCACAUUGUUAAGAAAUGUUAGUGAAGGUACCACUCAAAGCACUGUAACGAACAAAGAUAUGAUUAUAGGAGAGGAGGUUUUGGUGGAGGAAAACUUGAAUUCGACUAAUAAGUAUAGACAUACAUCUACUCAACUUCCUACUUCUUUAAUGAACCUCAGUACUACAGAAGUACCAAAAAUAAUUCAAAUAGAUAGGGAACAUUCACCAAGUGAUGGUUGGGACAGGGUUGUUGUAAAAACUAGGAAUAAGGGAACGAUUUUGGAUAAAAUAGCAAUAGUACCAAACACAACAAAAAGACCUGAAACUGUAAUAACGAUGCCUGCUCUUAGUCAACCACAAUUGCCACACAUAAGAUCUGCAGGGAGGUCCAUAAUAACCAAGGUACAAUCACCAUUCACCACUGGUGCUUCAGCUUUGGUAAGAGAAGUAGGGCCAGACUUAAAAGAGACAGGUGAAACAGUAACUUUGGAUCCUCAAAUAACAAAGCUGGAUGGUAUAAAAGAAAGUUGGUAUUUUGCAAAUUAUAACAAGAGCAAUUCUGAACCAUAUCUUGGGGUUAAUCCUAAUGGUGGAGCUAAAAUUGGUGGUUUUUAUUAUACUUUGGUAUUUUCUUUGUUUGGAACAAUUCUUUUUGGCAUUAGGUUUCACUAAAAGUUAGGGUCAUUUGGUAUGUUUCUUAAUGAUGUUGUACAUUGGGUUUGACGAGGAGGAGUAUCUUAGUGAUGUUUGUUAUUGUAAAUUAAGUUUGUUUUAUGAGAUGUUUUAUUUCUUUAUAGUUAAUAAAUUUGUCAAUGAA